Messenger RNA from Alnus glutinosa, 920 nucleotides. RefSeq names its product ER lumen protein-retaining receptor B-like. The record is from RefSeq and is a predicted model, not a curated record. Lineage: Eukaryota; Viridiplantae; Streptophyta; Magnoliopsida; Fagales; Betulaceae. Bases 99 to 746 code for a protein of 215 amino acids. Gene Ontology annotation, molecular function: ER lumen protein retrieval receptor activity. Gene Ontology annotation, cellular component: membrane; cis-Golgi network; endoplasmic reticulum. The transcript has 6 exons. Gene Ontology annotation, biological process: endoplasmic reticulum to Golgi vesicle-mediated transport; protein retention in ER lumen.
ACAAGAAAUCAAUAUAAAGGAGAAGAAAAGAAACGAAGGGGAAAGAAAGAGUUGCAGCUGAGAGAGAGAGAGAGAGAGAGAGAGAGAGAGCAGUAAUCAUGAACUUGUUCAGAUUGUUAGGGGACAUGACCCACCUCCUCAGCAUUGUGGUCCUGCUCCUUAAGAUCCGCACCAUGAAAUCUUGUGCUGGAAUUUCGCUUAAGACUCAAGAACUGUAUGUCAUAGUCUUUCUUACUCGAUACCUAGACUUGUUCAUAAAGUACUACUCUGUCUAUAACACGGCUAUGAAGCUAGUCUUUCUUGGAACUUCGAUUGGUAUUGUCUGGUAUAUGAGGUACCACAAAGUAGUGAAGCAAACAUACAACAAGGAGGAAGAUACCUUUAGGCAUUACUUUCUUAUACUGCUAUCCGUUCUACUGGCUCUUUUGAUCCACCGUGCUUUUAAUGUAAUUGAGGUUCUGUGGACAUUUUCACUAUACCUUGAAGCAGUAGCAAUCUUACCGCAAUUGGUAUUACUACAAAAGUCGAGGAACAUUGACACCUUAACUGGAGACUAUGUAUUUCUUCUUGGUGCUUAUCGGGCUUUGUAUAUCCUCAAUUGGGUUUACCGUUUCUUUAUGGAGAAUCACCAAUUUCGCUGGAUACCUUGGAUAUCGGGCUUGGUUCAGACGGCUCUUUAUGCUGACUUUUUCUACUACUAUAUCAAGAGCUGGAAGAACCGUGAGAAGCUAAAGCUUCCUGCUUGAAGUUGAUCUUUCAUGGCCUCUUGAGUUAGAAUUUCGCAGACAGAAGAAUAAGGUUACCUCAGGUUGUUAGAUACAGACUUUUCAUUUCUUCUUUCUUUCUUUUAUAGACAGCUUUAUAUUUGUUACUAAAAUGUUCAUGCGCUGAACUAGGAGCAAAAUCGCCAAAAAAGAAAA